CCACUGAUUGGCCGGUCUUCGCUCAGAGCGCCACAGCGCCGCUCCGCUCCGGGAUCCUCUGGCGCAGAGAGAAAGCUCAGCUUGGCCGCCAGCGAACACCGAGCCGGGCUGGGAGGGCAGAUGAUGUGAACCGAUACGGGUGUCCGUGCUGUAGCUACGGGCGGAGUGGCACUUUAAAAAGCGGCUGUCGACCUCGAAGCUGCUCACUACUGCGCGUGUGUGUGUGUGUGUGUGUGUGUGUGUGUGUGUGCGCGCGCGUGUGUGUCGUCGUGGGAGCGGAGGCGCAGAAGCCCGGAGGCUGACUGAAGCGCUCUAUCACGGCAGUGUAUUUCCUGUCAGCCAUGACGUCAGUACAAACUCCUCCUCUCUCCCGCUCUGGCUCCUCCCCCUCUAAUGUGGGUCUGGCCAAUCGCAGCGGCGCCUCGGCCACCCCUCCCACCUCCCUCAGCCUUCGCUCGUCAUACAACCAGUUGCUUGGGCGAGAUGUCAUCAAGGAGUCCAUGGAAACCGGAAGUUCGGCCACCUUGCCAAAGAGCCGUCAGAGGUAUGCAAUGACCAGUGUGCGGAGCGCCAUUGGGAUCAGUGACAACUUGGCUUUGCCCUCUAAAAACCAACCUGGAACCAGAGGGAGGGGUCUCCCCACCAAGUCCUCCUCCAGCUCUGCCCUCUACUCCUCCUCGUCGUCCUCCUCGCUGUUUAACACAACCAACCCCAAACUGGCCAAGAAUGGGGCUAACAUGCAGAGACGAGCCGAGAGUCAGCAGUUGGAGCUGAGCCGUGCCAAUACAGAGGGCAAAAUUCAUAAUGAUCUCAUCAAUAACCCCAGUUCUGACUGGCUAGAAGUUGGAAAAGACAACUCGCAGCUGCCCCCGUUCCGUAGAAGGACCAAGAGCUUCUUGGAGUAUCAUGGGAAGGGCUGGGAUUUGGACCUCAGUUGGGGAAACAAAGAGGACAAGGAGGAGAAGAAGAAGCAGCCUUCUCCAGAGAAAGAGGAGGCCAGCCCUUCCAAGGAGAGGGAGAGCCAUAAGGAGGAGAAGCCCAUCAGCAAGCAGACCUGCCAGGAAGAGGAGGAGGAGGAGGAGGAGGAGGAGGAGGAGGAGGAGGAGGAGGAAGAUGACCCCACGCCUACACCAAGGCAGCCCCUGCUACCAGUGGUGGUGGAAGCCCCGCUUUCCCCGACGUCCUCCUCCUCCACCGACAGCCCAGAGUGGGUCCCAGACAACCAAAGUCACCUCCAGAACCAUGCUCCAGCCCCGAUCAGAGAUGAGCUCUGUGCCAUGGUUCAGUCUAGUCCACGCAGUCCUGCAAAACCCCCUCGGAGCUCCCAGCCUCGGGUUAUCAAGGUCGAGCUGCACCCCAACAAUGAGAACCAGUUCCUGCAGCAGUACCCGCCUUCUUCCCCUAAACAGGCCCGGGUUGCAGAGAGGAACACCCCUACCAGGAACCGGGCAGCCCCUGCCCUGCCGGAUCCUGAACCUGAGAGUGGGCUCCCUAAAGUGGGCUUAAGAAUCGAUCUGACUCCUGAAACUCCAUCAGAAGAUGAAGACUCCAGCUGGACCACCUUAUCCCAGGAGUCACCCUCUCCUCAGACUCCACGGGAAACAGCAGAUGUAUGGAGUGAGGGGGACCUGCCCCCAGGCUGGCGGGAGAUCUCAGAUUCAUCAGAGAUCUAUUUCUGGCACAUCCCCACUGGCACCACACAGUACCACCGACCAGUACACACCUCUCCCAACAACGAGCCAGACACUGAGCACGACCCACAACAGGAAACGCAGGACUCGCUGAAGCCUCCAAGCGAGCGCCCCAGCAGUCUGAUAUCUGACAGCUCGGUGGAGCCGGUCCCCUCCCCCUCUGGCUCCUCCCGCUCCUCCCCCUCCUCCUCCUCCUCCUCCUCCACCCUCUUAGAUGAUGUCACCUUUUCUGGACCAACUCUCAACACCACCGCCUGCACAGCCAACGAGCUGAAGGACUAUCCAGUCUAUCCAGAUCCCAGUCUAAAGGCCUUUGAAGGGGCUACCCUCCGCUAUGCGUCACUUAACCUCAACCCCCCAGCCCAGCUAGAGACAGUGGACCUCAACAAUACCUUCUCCAAUCCAGAGGCAUUGUCAUUCCCAGUGCGCUCUCUGGGCUGGGUGGAGAUGGCAGAACAGGACCUGAGUGAGGGGAGAAGCAGCGUGGCCGUCCACCACUGUAUCAGACAGCUGUCCUACUGUAGGAGGGACAUACAAGACUCAGCCGGUGUCUGGGGAGAGGGUAAAGGGAUGCUGCUUGUGCUUCAAGACCGCAUGUUGAUCCUGGUUGACCCGGAUGAUCGCAGCCUGCUCCACUCUCAGCCAAUCAGUAGCAUCCGUGUCUGGGGUGUCGGCCGAGACCACGACAGAGAAAGGGACUUUGCCUACGUGGCGAGAGACAAGAACACGCGAGUGCUGAAGUGCCACGUGUUCCGAUGUGAUACUCCUGCCGCAGCCAUCGCGACAAGUCUCCACGAAAUCUGCUCUAAGAUUAUGGCUGAAAGGAAAAGUGCCAAAGCUGCAGCUGGCAGCUCCUCCCAGACCGGCUCCGAUGUACCCCUACAAGAGUUUCCUUUGCCAAAGACUGAGUUGGUGCAGAAGUUCCAUGUGCUGUAUCUGGGUAUGACAUCUGUGUCUCGCCCCAUAGGUAUGGACGUCAUAAAUGGAGCCAUAGAAAGUCUGGUGUCCUCCACAGGCAAAGAGGACUGGACUCCUGUCACACUGAGUAUUGCUGACACCACUCUGGCUGUCAUCAAAGAAAAGGAAGAGGAAGAAGAGGUUUUGGUGGAGUGUCGAGUUCGUUUCUUGUCCUUCAUGGGCGUGGGACGAGAUGUGCACUCGUUUGCCUUCGUUAUGGACACUGGGAGCCAGCAUUUCCACUGUCAUGCGUUCUGGUGCGACCCCAAUGCAGGCAAUGUGUCUGAGGCUGUGCAGGCAGCAUGCGUGCUGCGGUACCAGAAGUGUCUGGUGGCACGGCCACCCUCCCAACGUGCUGGCUCCUCUUCCUCACCCUCUGCGGACACGGUGACCCGCCGGGUGACCACCAGUGUGAAACGUGGAGUCCUGUCUCUCAUAGACACUCUGAAACCCAAGAAACAGCCGUCUGAACUCCCCCAGCAAUGACCGCCACGAGUGACCACAGCACCCUCCCCAGCCGCUGCUGGACGCCACUCACACACUAUCGCCACAGCAACACCUAAUCAGUACCAGCCAUGGUAACCGACGAUGUACAUAUAUGUUAACAAACACCACCGCAGAUGAAGAGAAGAAGAGCGAUUCUCCAGUAGGCCUGAUGAUAAAAAAAAAAAAAAAAAAUGACAAGAAAACUCAUGGCUUUCAUGAGGCGGAAUGGAAAGUCUGGUAGCACUGGUUGAUUUUUGAACGCCGCUGUGUCCGAGUGGAAACCACCUGCAGGCUCCAUUGGCCUUCACUGUAUGUGGAUUUCUGGGCUGGAUUGAUUACUUGAUCAAACACUCUACAGACAGAAUUCAGGAUAACCCAGAAUAAAAAGAUACAAUUUCUGUUAACAGUGUGGUUUAUGGAACCACUCACUGGUUUACUCCAUUUUCUUUCAUGCUCUGUCCCUUCCUGUAAAAAACAUCAUCAGCACAGUAAGAGCACCUGGACUGGACGCCUGAGACGACAGAAAAGGUGUCGACUUGCUGUCGUGGGAUUUGAACAGGUGAAUAAGAAAAGACCAGAAAGACAAGGCCCUGCUAACAUGCUCUCCCCCACCAAUAUGGCAUCACUUCGAUGUGUCUCAGACUUGAAACGAGCUCAAACUUAACAUCUCUAUUGAGGAUGAAUGAAGUGAUUGUAAUGAUAACGUGGAUGUAAAUGAUUGUAUGUAGGAAGAGAGAAUGUAGGGCACAAAACUUGUAGAUAUGAGGGAGAGAUGGAGUGUGGGACAAUGGGCUUUGUUUUGCAUGUUUUCGUGAUGAGAUGUGUUUUAUGUUGAUAGGGGUCUCAGUCAGAAGAGUGGUGAACACACAAAGAAUAAAUGCUCUUAGCACAAGUCAUUUCAACAUAACCAUUACUGCAUUUACACUGGCACAAAAAAAAUCUGGCCUAUUUCUGACCCAUACCUGAAUAGAAUGUUACUCUCUACCCCAUUUACAGAAUCACAAUUUAGGAUGUCAGUCAGAUUUUUAGAUCAGCAAAAGAAAGAUAACCGUUUUUAAUGUAUUUUGAAACUUUUAAUUUGUUAAGAUUGUACUUUUUUUGCAUAGAUUAUAGAAAAACAGAGUUUAAAAGCUCAAGAAUGUUACAUUGCCUAUGUUCAAACUUUACAAUUUCCUCAGGAAUCUUUAUGCAUACACCCAAGAUUUAUGUGUUAGCAAGAAAUUCCAAUCCCAGGCUUCGUCUGGCAGAUGUUAGGCACUCAAGGCUAUAUGAGCAGUGGUACAUAAUAGUGUUCACCCUUCUUGGACAGCGUGGAAAACAUCAAAUCUGUGCCAUACAGUAAAGGUUAACUAUAUUUCCUUUUCUUCAGUAAACCAACAAGUCUACUCCCCCCCCACACACACACACACACACACAAAUACGCACAUAGAGAAAAAAAAAAAAAAAAAAAAAGUCUGCUGUCACUGCUAAUAAAACCUUUACACUGCUCCUAUGGCUCAUAUCUACAACCUGCACUCCACAUGAACUGUGAAUGCAGUCUGAUCUAAAUGAGAGAAAAAAAAACAGACAAACACACACACACACACACUCAAAAACAAAACAAACAAGAAUGAUACUGUAACUCAUUUCAGUUCUGUUCUUCACUCAUCUCUACACCAUGUAAAUGUAAUCGGUUGUGACAAUAAAUGCAUUACCAAAAGAAAAAAA
Anarrhichthys ocellatus (wolf-eel) is the source of this 4841-nucleotide messenger RNA. RefSeq names its product amyloid beta (A4) precursor protein-binding, family B, member 2a (gene apbb2a). Gene Ontology annotation, molecular function: amyloid-beta binding; transcription factor binding. The coding region runs from base 342 to 3134 and encodes 930 amino acids. Gene Ontology annotation, biological process: regulation of DNA-templated transcription. Gene Ontology annotation, cellular component: nucleus; cytoplasm. The transcript is spliced from 16 exons. The record is from RefSeq and is a predicted model, not a curated record. Lineage: Eukaryota; Metazoa; Chordata; Actinopteri; Perciformes; Anarhichadidae.